AUGGGUAGAGUCAUCCGGAAUCAGCGUAAGGGCCGCGGCUCCAUCUUCACGGCCAACACCCGCCUGAACAAGGCUCCUGCAAAGUUCAGACAACUCGACUUCUCCGAACGACAUGGCUACGUUCGCGGUGUAGUCAAGGAAAUCAUCCACGACCCCGGCCGUGGCGCUCCUCUCGCGAAGGUCAGCUUCCGAAGCCCAUACAAGUUCAAGGACCGAAAUGAGGUCUUCAUUGCCAACGAGGGCAUGUACACUGGCCAAUUCAUCUACGCCGGCAAGAAUGCGAACCUGACAGUCGGCAACGUCCUGCCUCUUGGUGCCGUCCCGGAAGGUACCGUUGUCACCAACGUUGAAGAGAAGACUGGAGACCGUGGUGCGCUCGGCAGAACAUCUGGCAACUAUGUCACCGUCAUUGGCCACAACCCCGACGAGGGCAAGACUCGCGUCAAGCUGCCUUCCGGUGCUAAGAAGGUCGUUCUCAGCUCUGCUCGUGGUAUGAUUGGCAUUGUUGCUGGUGGCGGCCGUACAGACAAGCCAAUGCUCAAGGCUUCGAGAGCAAAGCACAAGUUUGCGGUCAAGCGCAACUCCUGGCCCAAGACUCGUGGUGUUGCUAUGAACCCUGUCGAUCAUCCUCACGGUGGUGGUAACCACCAGCAUAUCGGUAAAGCUUCUACCAUCUCAAGAUACGCUGCCCAAGGUCAAAAGGCUGGUCUCAUUGCUGCUCGCAGAACUGGUCUGCUCCGUGGUACCCAGAAGACGAAGGACUGA
Messenger RNA from Cyphellophora europaea CBS 101466, 765 nucleotides. RefSeq names its product 60S ribosomal protein L2. Gene Ontology annotation, cellular component: cytosolic large ribosomal subunit; ribosome. The record is from RefSeq and is a predicted model, not a curated record. Gene Ontology annotation, biological process: cytoplasmic translation. The transcript has 3 exons. Bases 1 to 765 code for a protein of 254 amino acids. NCBI's taxonomy places the organism in Eukaryota, Fungi, Ascomycota, Eurotiomycetes, Chaetothyriales, Cyphellophoraceae. Gene Ontology annotation, molecular function: structural constituent of ribosome; RNA binding.